AUGGCCCUUGAGUGCAAUAGCUGCAAGAAGUCGCCGCCUGAAGUCGCCCUCAAGAGGUGCGCGAAAUGUUCCACCACGCCGUACUGCUCCAGGGAUUGCCAGAAGACAGACUGGAAGGUCCAUAAGAAGGACAUGUACAACAUUGAAGGCGAAGCAGACGCGGAUAGCAUAUAUGGUGGUGCCGGCAACGGGCUGCGUGGCUUCAAGCGCUUCCUGGAGCGCGUCGAGCGUUGUCCCGGUUUACUGCCGCCAUGGUGGGAUGCAAUGAAGAAGAAAGAGUGUGAGACACUCGGUAUGACCCCAUCGCAAUGGCACGACCUACGAAGCGCGGUGGAAAAGAGCGAUAUCAUCGAGCAAUAUGGGGAUUCCUGA
Messenger RNA from Hirsutella rhossiliensis, 372 nucleotides. Its product is annotated as MYND finger domain-containing protein. The transcript is spliced from 2 exons. The record is from RefSeq and is a predicted model, not a curated record. The coding region runs from base 1 to 372 and encodes 123 amino acids. Lineage: Eukaryota; Fungi; Ascomycota; Sordariomycetes; Hypocreales; Ophiocordycipitaceae.